Messenger RNA from Euleptes europaea (tarantolino), 1098 nucleotides. It is a transcript of the gene FASLG, whose product is annotated as Fas ligand. Gene Ontology annotation, biological process: apoptotic process; extrinsic apoptotic signaling pathway via death domain receptors; immune response. The record is from RefSeq and is a predicted model, not a curated record. NCBI's taxonomy places the organism in Eukaryota, Metazoa, Chordata, Lepidosauria, Squamata, Sphaerodactylidae. Gene Ontology annotation, cellular component: membrane. Gene Ontology annotation, molecular function: tumor necrosis factor receptor binding.
AUGGCUCUUGCCCUGUUGCUCUUCUCAGAGCUUAUGGAACCCUUGAAGCAAACAAGCGAGACCACAAGCUGCUGUGGGCAGACUUCUCAUGAGCCUCGUUCGGGCUGCUCUGUGCAGGCUGGGCUAAGUUAUCUUGCAUCAGAGCAGUGGGUGGAAUCUCUGAGGUUUUCUGCUGUCAACCAGAAACACUUUAUAGCGGUGGGUGCAGGUGCAGUGUGGGGGACGCAGCACAAGGAGCGAACGCUGCUCGAACGCAGCGUCUCGGCCGAGCCCAGCAGCAGAGUUCGAGAGACUCCCGGGACCGGUUGGUGUUUUCCUGCCAUGCAGCAAAAUCCUCCGCCUCCUUACUCCCAGGUCUUCUGGACAAACAACAGUGCAGUUUUGAGCCCCAACUGUGCCCCACUGGGAUUGUACCCCUCUGGGGCUGGGCCCCGUCGAGAGACUUGCCCCCCUUGGCUUGGGCCAGAGAGGAACAGGCAGAGACUGCAUUCUAAGGAUGGCACAUGCCUCUGUUUCCUGGUGGUUUUUCUGCUGGUCUUGUUGGCCCUCGCGGGGGUUGGCCUAGCAAUGUUUCAGAUCUUCCGUCUGCAGAAGGAGUUGGAGCUUUCCCGGAAUGGACACAUGCCUCAACCUCCAGAGAUGCUCAAAGGUCUCCUGUACAGAACAACAGAAAAGAUGGUCAAGAGGAGCGCACACUUAACAGGUAAAGCCAUCCAGAAAUCUCUGCUGCUCGAAUGGGACAAUACCUACGGACACGCUUUUGUCUCUGGGGUCCGAUACGAAAACAGGGGGCUGGUGAUUGAAGAAGCCGGCCUCUACUUCGUGUACGCGAGAGUGUUCUUCCGAGGUCAGCUCUGCACCAACCAGCCCCUUGACCACAUGGUCUUCAAACGAAACCCGGUUUACUCUGGUUCCCAGGUGCUGAUGUGGGACAGGAAAAUGAACUAUUGCCGGACCACGCUCAUGUGGAGCAGCGGCAGCUACCUGGGCGCCUUGUUCAACCUUUCCAGGCAGGACAGCCUGUAUGUGAAUGUCUCUCACCCCAGCCUGGUGAAUUACGAGGAAUCAAAAACUUUCUUUGGCUUAUAUAUGCUUUAG